CAGGGGCUUACUACAGAUGUAGUGUAUGUGUUAUCUGAUCCAUUACAUGCAUGUAAUCUACAUACCUUACACUGCUAACCUUUGGUAGUAAUAUUUACUCCUCCAAAAUCCUGUCUCCGAUGUGUUCACGAGGCUAGCUUCAGAAUUCCAUACCUCCUUUAAUAACAAAUAAUUCAUUUCGAAUACUCGAAUCGCUCUUGAUCGCAAAGCUUUUUGCCAUGGCCAUUGUUCAAGAUUGGCUCCCAGCCAGCCAAGAAAACUACGAGAAAGUCCUAUUUUGGUGGAAAUUUUACCCUCUGUUGGCGUCUUUCCAAUGGAUUACUUCGUGGUAUGGCAUGGGGAAAACCUCAGUUCAGAGCAAGUUCAAUCUCCCCGGACGAAUUGCCUGGGCGACGAUGGAAAUUCCCGGUUUUACCACUCUCUUAUAUAUUAUGAGCACGCUUCCAGCUCAGCACGGCAUUGAGGACCUACCGUGGCAGAACAAAGUCCUUGCUGGCCUCUUCGUUAUUCACUACACAUACCGUGCCGUUAUCUUCCCUAUCAUCCAGCCGUCCAUGUCACCCAUUCACGUGCUUGUUUGGGGUAAUGCCAUCAUCUUCCAACUAUGCAACGCCACCUGCAUAGGCAGCUGGCUAGCAGCAUACGGCCCAACCACCCAGGAAGAAUGGAAAGCCCAGAACUGGUCUGUUCUACAAUUCUCAAUCGGUCUUGUCCUCUUCUACGUUGGACUCGCUGCAAACUAUUUCUCCGACGAGGAAUUACGAGAGAUACGCCGAGGUGAGCUUCGACGCCAAGCAAAAUUGAAGCAGCAGGGCAAAACUGUCGAAAAGCAUUACGAAGUUCCACAGAAUGGGCUGUUCAAGUAUAUGCUUUAUCCCCACUACUUCAUGGAAUGGGUCGAGUGGCUCGGAUACUGGAUCGCCGCCGGCAUCCCCUGCACCCCUGCGAGGUCCUUCUUAAUUAACGAAUUUUUUGCUAUGCUACCCCGCGCUGUGUCUGGUGGGAAGUGGUAUAAGGAAAAGUUCGGCGAUGAUAAAAUUAAGGGGAAAUACGUCAUUAUUCCCGGGAUCUACUAAUGGUGGCGCGCGUUAUUCAACCCAAGGGCCUUCGGUUACUAGUUCCCAACUGUGUUGGUGAUGAAGUUAUGAAAAGGUGAAUUUCCACGACUGGAGAAUCUUUAAUUAUUAGCCUUAUAGCCAGGCUAUAUUUGUCUGUUAUUUUUCUCUGAUGUCCUAGUAAAUCAAUUACCACCUUUUGAUAUAUAUAAUUACGAUGUCAUGUAUCCAACUAUCCCAUCUUAUUUAACAUGGAGUGACCAGGUAAUGGGAAGAAGAGAGUUAUGAACUUUGAAAGCCGGGACUUCUUUCACUCAGAAUCUUCUCUAAGCAUAUAACUAUACAUAUCAUAUAAUGCCUUUGUAAGCGUUCAGGACAGUUUCAAGAAUAUCACGAUAUUUCAAUAUUUAAAAACCCUCUAUCAUUAACAAGAUGUAGCCUCCGAAUUGUUUCUUAGAUUUAUACCCAUAUCAUUUAUAUUAGAUACACUUCCUUGUAUG
Messenger RNA from Daldinia loculata, 1555 nucleotides. RefSeq names its product 3-oxo-5-alpha-steroid 4-dehydrogenase. The record is from RefSeq and is a predicted model, not a curated record. Gene Ontology annotation, biological process: steroid metabolic process. The coding region runs from base 219 to 1076 and encodes 285 amino acids. Gene Ontology annotation, molecular function: 3-oxo-5-alpha-steroid 4-dehydrogenase activity. NCBI's taxonomy places the organism in Eukaryota, Fungi, Ascomycota, Sordariomycetes, Xylariales, Hypoxylaceae. The transcript has 2 exons. Gene Ontology annotation, cellular component: membrane.